Messenger RNA from Paracoccidioides brasiliensis Pb18, 1587 nucleotides. RefSeq names its product argininosuccinate lyase. Gene Ontology annotation, molecular function: argininosuccinate lyase activity. The transcript has 6 exons. The record is from RefSeq and is a predicted model, not a curated record. Gene Ontology annotation, cellular component: cytosol. The coding region runs from base 1 to 1587 and encodes 528 amino acids.
AUGCCGCUAAACCCUGUUAGGCAAACCACCACCCGUCAAAACUAUGUUAAGCCCGCAAUAUUGUCAGAGAGACACACGGUCAAUUAUUAUCACAAAGAAGCACCAAUUGCCAAGUCCAGACCAAUUACCAAACUACCCAAAAGAACUGUUCAUAGGGCGUCAAUGGCCUCGCAAAAACAGCAGCACGCCUCUGGGGCGGUCGCGGGCAAACUCUGGGGGGGCAGAUUCUCAGGGGCUACCGAUCCAUUGAUGGUUGCCUACAACGAGUCCAUAUAUUUCGACCGGGCAUUUUACGCUCAAGACAUUGCGGGCUCCAUCGCCUUUGCACGAGCAAAUAUUGCAACUGGAAUUCUAACCAAGGACGAGUUCGCUUCGAUUGAGAACGGAUUGAAGCAGGUACUGGAGGAAUGGCGGACGAAUACCUUUAAAAUAGCUCCUGGAGUAGACGAGGAUAUUCAUACGGCGAAUGAACGCAGACUGGGGGAAAUCAUUGGCAAGGAAAUUGCCGGAAAGCUCCAUACUGGUCGUAGUCGGAAUGACCAGGUCGCGACCGAUUUGCGUCUGUGGCUUCGGGACGAGCUGCGCGUGGUCGAAACCUACCUGGUCGAGCUGCUGAAGGUCAUCGCAGAGCGUGCGGAGAGUGAUAUCGAAUAUGUCAUGCCCGGAUAUACCCACCUACAACGUGGACAGCCUGUUCGAUGGAGCCAUUGGAUGCUUAGUUACGGUACCUCUUUCUUGAAUGACCUCGAGCGCCUACGAGAGGUUAUCAAACAUGUCAACCGGAGCCCUCUUGGCUGCGGAGCUUUGUCGGGGAAUGCGUUUAACAUUGACCGGGAAGCGAUGGCUCAGGAACUGGGCUUUGAUGGGCUCAUUCACAACAGCAUGUCAGCUGUUGGAGAUCGGGAUUUUAUACUGGAAACAAUGCAGUGGGGAUCGACACUGAUGUUGCAUAUUUCCCGCUGGAGUGAGGAUCUUAUUAUCUACAGCACAACUGAAUUUGGGUUUGUCCGGUUGUCGGAUGCCUACACGACGGGAAGCUCCUUAAUGCCGCAGAAGAAGAACAGUGACUCCCUUGAGCUCCUGCGAGGCAAAUGUGGUAGAAUAUUCGGUGGCAUGGCCGGUCUCAUGAUGACCAUCAAGGGAAUUCCUUCGACAUACAACAAGGACCUUCAAGAAAGCGUCGAGCCGCUCCUCGAGCACAUCAAGACUCUAAAGGACAGCUUACUCAUCGCAACCCGUGUGUUGUCAACCCUAACUGUAUUCCCUAACAAAAUGCUGGAGGCAUUGACUCCCGAUAUGCUGGCCACUGAUCUGGCGGAAUAUCUUGUUCGAAAAGGUGUUCCCUUCCGCGAAACCCACCACAUCGCCGGCCGCGUUGUGGCGCUUGCAGAAAAAGGGGGGAUCCCCAUGGACAAGCUGACAAUUGCACAACUACAAGCUGUUGACAACCGAUUUGGAAACGAUGUGUUGGAAGUGCUUGAUUAUGAACGGUCUGUGGAGAUGAAGUCGGCUAUUGGCGGGACGAGCAAGUCUGCUGUUCUGGAGCAAAUUGUGACGCUUCGCAAGGCCCUUGGAGGGGCAGAGUAG